This is a messenger RNA of Rotaria socialis, 489 nucleotides long. NCBI's taxonomy places the organism in Eukaryota, Metazoa, Rotifera, Eurotatoria, Philodinida, Philodinidae. The record is from the annotation of a GenBank genome assembly.
AUGAUUGCGUUACUAAUUCCAAUUCGCCGUAUUUUCAUAUUUCUUAUACUUGUUCAGUCAGUUGCUCUUUAUAAAAUUUACUCAUUAGAUAACAACCCAUCGGCCCUACAAAGUGAUUCAUUAUCAUCUUCUUCUUCUUUCAAUAAAGAAAAUAAUCAAGUAUUACCAUUUAAAAGUAUGGAAAUUCAUGAUGGCGAUAAUGAUGACGGCGCAGUUUUCGAUACAAAUAAUUAUGAAAACAAUGAUAAUGUAGCACCAUGGUUAUCGUAUUUAUCGGAGACGAGACAAAAUGAGAAACCUUCAUGGAAACGUUCGAUAUUUUCAUUUAAAUCAUCAAAUUCUGAUGUGCAACAUCGCAAUAAUCGACCACAUUGGAAUCCACUCGUAGCUGCUUAUAAACGGUGUGGUGAACUCUCGAUGCACGAAGAACGAGAAUCUUGUUUCAAGGAUGCAGUUCAAAGGCUUUUUGUUUUUAAGCUACGAAAAUAA